UGCAGUGUAACGCAAUCUCCUAUCAAUAUAUAUUACUAUGAUGUUAGCCGACGCAAGGUAUGAGACUCGUCAUCGGGUCACAUUGCCCGAAAGCUUGCUAUUCAUGCAUCCAAGAUAUUGGCGCUUACUGCACUUCUCUCCAUGGUGUUGGACUCAUCUUCUCUGGAAAUCACCAGGGCGAGUUCCCCAAUGGCAACGUCACCCUCAGUACUAUAAGCUCAAAUUUCCGUCAUCACGAUGUACAGUUUAAGCAUGUUGAUUGUUCUCGGGGGUCUCCUGGGGCUGUAUGUCCUGUGGAAGUCAAAGGCACCACGAGCCCCUCUCCCUCCGGGCCCCAAAGGUCUGCCCAUUAUCGGCAACGUUGGUAGUGAUCUUCCACGCGGGGGGAAAGAUUGGGAACAUUGGCUGAAGCAUAAGGAUUUGUAUGGUCCCAUUAGUUCGGUUACGACGGCAGGGCAUACUCAUAUUAUUUUAAACGACGCCAAUGUAGCAACGGAACUGCUGGAAAAACGAUCGGCGCGAUACUCAUCUCGACCAAGAAUGGUGAUGGCGCAUGAGCUUUCUGGAUCGGACAUCUUUGUCACCGUGCAAAAUGAUCACGCUACUGUUCGUGCACAACGAAAAUGUAUACUUUCACAGCUGCGCUCGGAAAACGCGUUAUCAUCGUUUUACCCGCAGGUUGAUAUGGUGAUCCGACGCUUUCUGCUACGGGUACUGCAGGAACCGGAUAAGCUGAUCGAUCAUGUUAAAACAGGAAUCGGGGGAGUCAUACUGAAGGUCGCGUACGGUUAUACCGUCGAGUUUCAUGAUCACGAUCCGCUUGUUGAUCUCGUGAGCAAGACAGCAUUUGCAUUUGGCAGGAUAAAUCAGCCAACCGGUUAUCUGGUGGACAGUAUUCCCGCCCUGAAAUACCUGCCGAGUUGGUUUCCGGGGGCUAGGUUCAAAAAAGAAGCCCAGGAGUAUCGACGGGGAUUUGACGCAUUGGCCAAUUGGCCGUUCGCCUUUGCUCGACAUCAGAUAAAGGAGGGCACCCAUGAACCUUCAUUCGUUUCAAGGCUGAUUGAGCAGAAAGGCUCGCUACUUAGCCCCGAGGAGGAGUUGAAGAUCAAAUGCUCGGCAGCUUCAGUCUACCAAGCCGGUUAUGAUACGACAGCAUCUACCAUCACCUCCUUCUUUCUGGCAAUGGCGCUCUUCCCUGCCGCACAGCACAGGGCCCAGGAGGAAAUCGACCGAGUUGUAGGAGCAAGGCUACCUACGCCUGACGAUCGAGGGAAAUUACCCUACGUGAAUGCGCUUAUCAACGAGGUUCUACGCUGGAACCCGGUGGUUCAAAUCGGCAUUAUGCACGCAACCACAGAAGAUGACAUCUACGAGGGCUACCUGAUCCCCAAAGGGGCCUCGAUAGUCCCCAACAUUUGGGCAUUUGCGCACGAUCCCGACGUAUAUUCUGAUCCCAUGUCAUUCAGGCCCGAGCGCUUCUUGGCAUCAGACGGACACACACCAGAACGGGAUCCGCACACGUUGGUCUUCGGGUUUGGUCGCCGGAUUUGCCCCGGUCGUCCGCUGGUGGACUUCAAUAGCUUUCUCACGAUCGCACGAUCACUCGCAGUCUUUCAGAUCCGAAAGGCCAUGAAAGACGGCAGGGAGAUCGACCCCAUUAUAGAUUAUCAGGAGGGAAUCGUCGGUCACCUAUCGCCCUUCGAGGUUAGCAUCCAGUCGCGAAGCACGGAACACGAAGCCCUCAUCCGUUCCAUUGAGGUUGAAGAUUCUAUUUCACGAGGUGACUCGGCAGUACUUGAAUCAGUCAGAGUAUAGACUAUAUACCUGCUUUCAAUGUAGUCUUCCAGGCUGUCUGGUAUUUCUAGAGGAGGUCGUUGCGGAAUGUAUUGCAGGCGAUAAUCACUUAGGUAGUUUUCACUUUAAUUAUAUAUCUUUUAGCCAUGUCGUGAGUGCAACAUGUAUGUUGUUGAC
This is a messenger RNA of Aspergillus pseudotamarii, 1971 nucleotides long. Its product is annotated as cytochrome P450. The transcript is spliced from 7 exons. Bases 238 to 1815 code for a protein of 525 amino acids. Gene Ontology annotation, molecular function: heme binding; monooxygenase activity; iron ion binding. The record is from RefSeq and is a predicted model, not a curated record. Lineage: Eukaryota; Fungi; Ascomycota; Eurotiomycetes; Eurotiales; Aspergillaceae.